AUGUUGCGCAUUUGUGUUUUGUGGCGAAACUGGCUCGCUGUUGAACGUUUUGGCCACGCUGCCCUCUAUUCAUUUUAUGCAUUGCGUGCGGGUGAACAAGUAAGCAAAUCGGAACGGAGCAAGCUGGUCGAAGCGCAAGUUCAGGUUGGUCUGGAAGACGGUGGUAGCAGGAGCGCAACUGAUGAGCACAGUAGCGCGGUGGAGAAAACCGUCUUUAGCUCGGUUGGUCUGGAAGACAGUGGUAGCAGGAGCGCAACUGAUGAGCACAGUAGCGCUGUGGAGAAAACCGUCUUUAGCUCGGUAGUUGAGCACGAGAGUGAGGACGUCUUCUUCACUCCCAGAAGCAAAAUAAGCAAUUUUGAAAAGAUACAUGCUGUCGGCUCACAGGAACUGGUGGACGAUGAUGCUGGCGAUAAGCCGAAUGAUGGACCCCAAGGCCAGGAAGAAGCCAGCAGCGGACCUAUUAAUAAUGAGGACCUCGGUAACUUCAUCUUUGAGGACAACUACUUUGAAGACAGCUGGGGAGUGCAUUCAAGCGAAUUACUAGGUGCUUUCUGGCGCCCGACUGGCACUGACACUCCUGCAUCCACCAGAACUACUUGUUCUGGGGCUGCUGAUAUUGCAGCACUGGAAUUACGGGCCCUUGCAGCACUUCACGUCAUUCAGUUUACAUGCAUGUAG
Molecule: messenger RNA, 681 nt
Organism: Gongylonema pulchrum
Lineage: Eukaryota; Metazoa; Nematoda; Chromadorea; Rhabditida; Gongylonematidae
Source: the annotation of a GenBank genome assembly